UACGAUUGCACGAGCGUACGCCACGGAGGAAAAUGUUUCGUAUGAAAAGUCAAGGGGAGAAGCGAUUCUUCAGCUCGUCACGUGACUCGCUGCAGGGCGCCUAUGUAAAUAGAGGUGCGAGCGAACUCGACCUGAGCCGAAAGACUCGACGUAAAGAUCAUAUGAGAGGCAGAUUCAAACUACCAAAUGCCGUAAUGCUGUCCUCGACGCCGAUGCCGGGCCGCGAUACAACGCCUUCGCAUCUCCAUACGCCAGCCUCGAUCAACCAUUUAAGUAGGAACAGUGGCUGUAACGGAACGGAAACGCGCUAUACAGCCCAGCAGCAGCAGCAGCAACGAGGAAGUCGGGGCUACCCGGGCCAAUCAGGCUCGCGUGGCUUCAGGACCGGAGCGCCCAACUGGUCGUUUGUCUUCGAUCCAGCUGGUCGACUCUGUUACUAUUGGUCGAUGGUUGUCUCGCUCGCCUUCUUAUACAACUUUUGGGUCAUCAUCUACAGGUUCGCUUUCCAGGAGAUCAACGUGGAGACCCGACUAGUGUGGUUUUGCUUGGACUAUCUCUCGGACUUCUUGUAUCUAGUGGACAUAGCUUUCCACUUUCGUACGGGUUACCUCGAAGAUGGUGUUCUGCAGACGGAUGCAACGAAACUGCGAACACACUAUAUGAAUAGCACCACCUUUUACAUAGACUGCUUGUGCCUGUUGCCUCUUGACUGUUUAUACUUAUCUAUAGGAUUUAACAGUAUACUGCGGAGUUUUAGGCUCAUUAAAAUUUACCGAUUUUGGGCUUUUAUGGACAGAACUGAGCGACACACAAACUAUCCAAAUUUAUUUCGCUCUACAUCGUUAAUACAUUAUUUAUUAGUGAUAUUUCACUGGAACGGGUGCCUCUAUCAUAUUAUUUAUAAAAACAAUGGUUUUGGGAGCAAAAACUGGGUAUUUAGCGAUUCUGAGACAGCUGACGUUGUAAAGCAAUAUUUACAGAGUUAUUAUUGGUGUACUUUGGCUCUUACGACGAUUGGAGAUCUACCAAGUUGUUAA
Messenger RNA from Ceratosolen solmsi marchali, 1037 nucleotides. RefSeq names its product cyclic nucleotide-gated channel rod photoreceptor subunit alpha-like. NCBI's taxonomy places the organism in Eukaryota, Metazoa, Arthropoda, Insecta, Hymenoptera, Agaonidae. Gene Ontology annotation, molecular function: protein-containing complex binding; intracellularly cGMP-activated cation channel activity; intracellularly cAMP-activated cation channel activity. Gene Ontology annotation, biological process: monoatomic cation transmembrane transport. Bases 33 to 1037 code for a protein of 334 amino acids. The record is from RefSeq and is a predicted model, not a curated record. The transcript has 6 exons. Gene Ontology annotation, cellular component: plasma membrane; intracellular cyclic nucleotide activated cation channel complex.